Molecule: messenger RNA, 2002 nt
Organism: Dalotia coriaria
Lineage: Eukaryota; Metazoa; Arthropoda; Insecta; Coleoptera; Staphylinidae
Gene: mh
Product: maternal haploid
Exons: 1
Coding region: 43-1911 (622 amino acids)
Biological process (GO): DNA repair
Cellular component (GO): nucleus
Molecular function (GO): metalloendopeptidase activity; single-stranded DNA binding; polyubiquitin modification-dependent protein binding
Source: RefSeq, a predicted model, not a curated record
AAACUGCAAUACUCAAAGUGAUUAAAACCCUCUUGAUAAGAUAUGGAAGACUAUCGAUUGAAGCAAUUAAUAGAAGAGCAAUUAAAGUAUGAUAAGGCGAAAUUUCGAAGAGCAGACUCCCAAGAUGAUCACGAGAUUGCUAAAGAAUUGCAAAGACAAUUUAACCAAGAAGUUGCUGUUGAAAACCCAUCAAAUUUAGUUUAUGAAACUAAGAAAAAGAAUAUUGAUAACACCAAAUCGUUGGUCGAUCCUUCAUGGGAAUUGAUUGAUCCAACACCAAAUAUUCACAAUCUCUUCAUAGCAUUUAAUCAGCAAUAUUUUUGGAACAAACUUCUCUCAGUGUGUGUUUCUUGGAGUAAAAGAAUGACUACAUGUGCUGGCAUAUGUUCAUAUCAGCCAAGGGGUGGUAUGUGUAGUAUAACAUUAAGUGAACCUUUAUUAAAACUGAGGCCUAGAAAAGAUUUAGUUGAAACCUUAUUGCAUGAAAUGAUACAUGCUUUUUUAUUUGUUACACAUAAUAACAGGGAUCGAGAUGGUCAUGGUCCUGAGUUUCACAAACACAUGUACAGGAUAAAUGGUGAAGCAGGGACAAAUAUUACAGUUUAUCACACUUUUCAUGAUGAAGUGAGAUUAUACAAGCAGCACUGGUGGAAAUGUAAUGGUCCAUGUCAACAUAACAGACCUUUCUUUGGUAUGGUCAGGAGAGCAACAAAUAGAGCACCUGGACCAAAUGAUAGAUGGUGGGCAGAACAUUCUAGAAAUUGUGGAGGUACUUUCAUCAAAGUGAAGGAACCGGAGAAAAGCACCAAGAAAAAAGAAGGAAAAGAAAAUACUAAACCUAAAACAACUCCUAGGGUUAAUAACAGCACAAAAGGCAGCAAAAUCAAGUCUCCACCUCCCAAACAUAAAGAUAUUAGGAAUUUCUUUCCUGUCACGGAUACUAGUCCCAAUAGAAAUAAUCCUAUAAGUUCAAAUCAAAGAAAAAUGCAUGAUAAUACAAAAAUACAGAAUAUCAAUGGAUUUCAACCUGGACAAAAUGGAUCUCUUGAACUUAGAAAUCAAGAAAUUGCCACUCCUAAACAAAGUAUAGUUCUAUUUAAUGGUUCUGGUCAUGUACUCGCUACUUCCAAGAAAACUCUUUCAAGCAAAGAUGAUUAUUCCGCAGUGCGCAACCGCUGGCUUGAUAAGUUUGAUAACGAUCAUAAAAAUAGUACACCGUUCAAAGUCCCCGCGGCAAAACGCCAAAAAUUAGAUUUAGUGCCCUGUCCAGUAUGUAACGAACAACUUGCAAAAGGCGAACUCAAUCAGCAUUUGGACAUAUGCCUUAAUAAACCAUCUACUUCAAACUCGGCUACUACUGCUGUUGGUUCUGAGAAUCUUAUUGAAUGUGAUAUUUGUGAUGAAUGGAUUGAUUCGCAUGAGCUUGACGCUCACAAGCAAAUGUGUAUACAAAAUGUAAGCACACAAUUAGAUUCUACUGCAUCCAGGGAGUGCCCGAUCUGCAAGGAACUACUUUGUGGGAGUAUUUACGAUGCACAUGUGGCUGCCUGCGUAAUGAAGGGUGUAGAUGAUGCAAUUAGUAAAGCAAAUGAAGCUGAAGAAACUGUCAAAUGUUUAGUAUGCAAGAAAACCGUGCUAAAAAGUCUUCUUAAUCAACAUUUGGAUGACUGCAUGUCAGAUGAGAUUUUUAUGAACGAUGACGAGAAGGAACAGUUUUUUGAUGAUGAGUUUGAGAAUAGUUUUGAUAACAGCAAAGCACAUCAUGAGAAUAUUGAUACAAUUGAACUUGAUGAUAGUUUAGAUGACGGAAAUGAAGGUAAAGUUAAUGAUAGUACAGUUACUUGCCCUGUUUGUCAGAAAAAAGUUGAAGGAAAGUUGAUAAAUACUCAUUUGGAUAGUUGUUUAGGUUGAUAAUGUGAUCUCUUUUUCCAAUCUCUUAGUAAUUAUGUUUUAAAUAAGCGAUUUUGUAAAAACUAACUUAUAAUAUAUAUUUUUUGGCAAA